Molecule: messenger RNA, 1088 nt
Organism: Meloidogyne enterolobii
Lineage: Eukaryota; Metazoa; Nematoda; Chromadorea; Rhabditida; Meloidogynidae
Source: the annotation of a GenBank genome assembly
UCAUUAAUAAAACGAAAAAGAAAAUUAUUUUAACAUUAAAUAUUUUAGUUUUUAUUUUAUUUUUAAAUUUAUUGUAAAUAAUGGCCGAUGCUGUAUUUUCUGUUUUUGGGGCACUUAGUGGGUGUAUUGGAUGUAUGGUUUGUGUUGAAUCAUUAGCCAAACAAGCUCCUUCUGCAAUGAAUUUGCUCACAUUUGCUACUUUUUUAUUUAUCAGCAUUGAGGGUCUAAUAUUUACUACUCGAUUUUUUACAGUCAAAAACAAAAUCUCUUUAAGAGGUUAUUUGCCAGUUGUUCUUGCCUUUUUUGCCUGUAAUGUAAUUAACAACCAAGCAUUAAAUUUUCAUGUUCCCGUUCCUUUACACAUUAUUUUUCGUUCUGGAUCUUUAUUAACCUCUUUAUUAAUGAAUCGGAUUUUACUUGGAAGGAAAUAUUCAAUUAGUAAAUAUGCUUCUGUUUUUGCAAUUACUAUUGGUAUUUGUUUGUGUACAUUAGCUACUGCUGGACUUGAAAAGAAAGCAGAUUCUUUAUUGCCCCGUCAACAAGCAGACAAACAUUACCGUGAAUGGCUUAUAGGAAUUUUUAUGUUAACUGCAGCCUUGUUGAUAUCUUCCCUUUUAGCUAUAUGUCAAGAAAGAAUGUAUAGAAUUUAUGGAAAACAUCCAAGAGAAGCUAUGUUUUAUACGCAUGCUGUCUCCUUACCAUUUUUUGCAUUUAUGGGAAAUGAUAUAGCAGCAAGUGCAGAAAAAUUUUCUUUGGGUCCAAAACCAGAAUUUUUUGGUUUUCUAUUGCCAAUAUCAACUCUUUGGUUACAAUUAUUGGCAGUUGCCUUUCUUCAAUGGUUUUGUAUUAUGUUUGUUUAUAGAUUAAAUGCUUCUAUUGAUUCUCUUUCUGUUACACUUGUUGUUACUUUACGCAAAUUUCUAUCCCUUUUAAUUUCAAUAUUUUGGUUUGGAAAUUUAUUUACUCCAGCACAUUGGUUAGGUGCUACACUUGUUUUUGGGGGAACAUUAAUAUUUGCUGAUGUUCCUAGUAAAAUAAUUUUAUUAAUUUCUGAAAAAGGAAAAACAGAAGAAAAGAAAAUUAAAUAA